Molecule: messenger RNA, 696 nt
Organism: Serendipita indica DSM 11827
Lineage: Eukaryota; Fungi; Basidiomycota; Agaricomycetes; Sebacinales; Serendipitaceae
Source: the annotation of a GenBank genome assembly
AUGCUCGCUCUCCCCCUCGCCGUUGUCCGCGACGUUCCAGCCGUUCUUCAGCACAUCAUACCACGCACUAUGCGCUCCUUCGUCACUUUUGCUCUCCUCGCCACCCUCUUCGUCGUCGACGCCACGCUUGCCCGUCCAUACCGUGAAGCCGCCAUUGGCAGCGACACUGCUCACUUGCGCGAGGUCAACGGCGUCAAGGUCGCUCAGCUCCAGGGACAGACGAUGAUGGCCGCCUCUUCUCGUCGCAGCGAGCCCCUGCCCCGUCUGCUUUCUCAUCGCAGCGAGGUGACAUUGCCAAACGGUCGUCGUCCUGCAGACUUGGGAGCAGAUGACUGGACGAAGGUCCCCCGCGGCGACGAACCUUCCAUUGAUGACGAGGAUCUCGAUUACGGUCUGGACAAACGCCACGAUCGCGUCGACUCGGGCGAGGCAGCAAACGAGGCAUCUUGCAAUGUAGGCGAAGCUCAAUGCUGCCAGAGCAUCCACCAGAGCAACGAUCGCAACGGACAGUUCCUUCGCUCUCUACUCGGUCUGGCUUUGCCUGCUGGAGGAGGCAUGCUUGGUGCUCAGUGUACGCCACUGGCCAACUUGCUCGCCGUUACUGGAAGCAGCACCUGUCGUUCGCAGCCCGUCUGCUGCACUGGCAACGAGUAUCGUGGUCUUGUCGCUGUCGGAUGUAGCCCCAUUUCCGCAUGA